AUGCUACUCUUUGUAUCGAUUUUUGUUGAAAUGGCGGCCGCUUAUAUUGCUCCCGAAAAACAAGAUCCGGCGGAAGCAUGUAAAUUGUUCAGCUCUGCCGCUCAGAAGUGGGGUAACCGGCCGCUAAUCGAAGCGGGGAAGUACCUGUUUGCGAAAGCCUGCGACAAAUGGUUGCAAGAACACCCGAAAUUCGAAAACAUCGACAAGUGCCUCCUGACACAUUUCAACAAACCGGCAAUGAGAGAGGGUUGCGCGCCGACAAACGGGAGUUCGUUAUGCAGCGCCCUCGCCGAGAUGAUGAAGUGCACGGUGCUAAACAUAGCCACGUUCUGCCACAGCGAGCAGGAGCGGAUAUACAUGGCAAAGCGGAUGCAGGUUACGUUACUCACGCAACUCAACGGGAGAAUGCCUGCUGAGUGUCUGAAGCCGGUGAUUGCGCUGUUGAACUCUGUUGAGAACGUGAGAACAACUCCCGCACCACCGACACUCGCGCCAACAAUGCAAGGCCCGUCCAAGGACUACGGAGAU
This is a messenger RNA of Mesorhabditis spiculigera, 528 nucleotides long. The record is from the annotation of a GenBank genome assembly. Lineage: Eukaryota; Metazoa; Nematoda; Chromadorea; Rhabditida; Rhabditidae.